Molecule: messenger RNA, 750 nt
Organism: Saxophila tyrrhenica
Lineage: Eukaryota; Fungi; Ascomycota; Dothideomycetes; Mycosphaerellales; Extremaceae
Exons: 2
Coding region: 1-750 (249 amino acids)
Source: RefSeq, a predicted model, not a curated record
AUGGAUGGCACUGCUUGCGGAAUCGCCGCUUUCUGGACGCUGUUCCCGUUUCCUAUCCUGGAGUCCCAACUGCUCAAUCAGAAGCUAGGAGACUCGAUCAACAGCCUCGCAGAGUUGCAUAUGCGGACACAUCUCGCCGUAUAUGACGCAGUCAAGUCGACCUCUUUUGACAACAACAAAUCAGCACAUCAAAGCCACGUCUCUCGUCUCCAGCUCCGGUUCAUCGCCUCGCUCGCGGAGACGCGGCAGCUACUGGCCAUGUCGAAGUUCCAGAUCCAGAUCGACGGUCGACGUCCCCGAAACCUUCACGCUUCCCUUCUCAACAACAUUGAAAGCGUCUUCCGCUCCGUCUCCCUCGUCUUCUACGCAACCCGCACCUUCUCCACAAUCGAAAGCGAAGCCGCGAGCUCACUAUGGAUGAACGAACUUCGCCGUGUCGCCUCUCGGAACGAGAACGUCGAGCUGCGAACGCUAUCCGUCCUCUCGAUCUGCGCGGACGCAAUAGGUCGCGGCCAUCCGCUCCCGCCUUUCAUGGACAUUCCGGAAACUUCGAGCCUUCUUGAGGCGCUCAAGGCGAGCCCGAUGGACUUACUCAGUGCUAAGCACGCUCUUGAGCCUGGGUACGCAGCUUUGGCCGCCAUACAUGCUUCUGCCGAGAUCGUGACGGACGACCUGAAGGCGUUGGUUAGGCUGACGGGAGAGCUCGUGGGCUCUGUGGAGUUCGUCGACACGCAGGGGAGCUUGGCGUGA